UCUUGCGAGCGAGCAAUCGCUGCGCUAUUAUAAUUAACAGUGGUGCGUGUUAAAUAUCUCAAUGUCUGUUUAAAUUUGAUGUUGUUCACAUGAAUGUACCCAUUUAAUGUACAUACAUAUGUAUCUACACUAACUGUGAGGUUUCUAAAUUGUGGAAUAAAAAUAUGUUAAAUUAUCUCAAAUCGUGAAGAAAGCCGACAAAUACAUAUAUAUGUAUGCAUAGACAUACAACAUACAUGCAUACUAAAACAUACGUUCAAAAUGAGGAGCGACUGCGGCUGUGCUAAGCUGUUCCAAGGCUUUAUUUUGUUUGCUGUUGGCACAAUUUUAGGAAAGUGUUCAGAUGUAUUACAGUGCUACAAAUGCUCAGUAACUGUGGAAAAAUACUUCAUUGACAAUGCCACAGUUGUUACACCAUUGUGUUCAAAAUUCACGGAGUCAUCUCAUUAUAUGGUGCAAUGUCCAUAUUCCACGAUGUGCUUGAAGACAAUUUCCAUAUUACAUCUUCAAAGUGGACAGAAGCAAGAAACCGUUACUAGAGGUUGUGCUCAGCAGAAGAACACUACUCAGGUAUUUCGCAAUAAACAGUGGGAGCAGGAACACUUAGUGCAGGAAGUAUACAAGGAAGGUUGUACAGAAAUCCAAGCCAACAACUUGGCGGGAUCAACAAACAUACAUUGUUAUUGUCGUGGUGAAUUGUGCAAUUCAUCAAGUUUCUUUAGGUUGAACACAAACUUGUUAAGCGUUAUUAUCUUAAUCAGCGUCAUUCGACUACUCGACGUUUGAUAUUUUGCAGUCAAAUUUUAAGAUAUAAUGUAUUCAAUAUGGAGAUUACAUUGUUGUGAUAAUUUAUGAAAUAUAUCAUUUUAAAUUUUGAUAUAACACACAAAUGUAUGAGCCGGUUAUUAAAUAAUUAUGAUAUUGUUA
Drosophila innubila is the source of this 927-nucleotide messenger RNA. RefSeq lists its product as uncharacterized. The record is from RefSeq and is a predicted model, not a curated record. Lineage: Eukaryota; Metazoa; Arthropoda; Insecta; Diptera; Drosophilidae. The coding region runs from base 262 to 786 and encodes 174 amino acids. The transcript is spliced from 4 exons. Gene Ontology annotation, biological process: positive regulation of voltage-gated potassium channel activity; sleep; regulation of synaptic transmission, cholinergic.